CUAAAGCUGGGUGGCCUGGCUACUCGUAAAUGGACCUAAAUAUGAGAGUAAGAACAAAUAGGCAGUCAGGAAGAAAAACAAGUGUGCUAGUGUUAGUUACAGUAAAGAACGACAAGUGCAGGGGAUGACAAAAAGAAAGAGAUGAUAGAGAGUAGAACAUAUGGAGGAGAUAGAGAACAAAUUUGCGCUGAGCUUGUACUGGGAACGGAGAGGGAGGAGGGGAGGUUCACGGUUGGUGCACUGGUAUGUGACGUCAGCGGCUUGUUGGAUUGAGGUGGUGCGUCCUGCUGAUUUUAAUCCGAACUCAUUAAGGAACAGGGAGCAAGUGCCUGUGCAAGCUCUCUGGGGAAAGAGAGAAAGUGACCGGAGAAGGAAGGAACACUAAAGCAUCCAUCAAAGGAGAUAAGUGGAACUAAUUUACAGUUUGAGAGACACAAGACAGAGGAGAUCAAGCAUUUAUUUUUUCUGUUUCAUACCCGCUUUCCCUCAUCACCCUUUCCCUUGUUUUUAAUAAACUUUUUUACUUGAAGACUUAACGUGUGGCCUGUUCAAGCAUGCCCACAAACGGAUUUAACAGGGCUCUGAAGCUGCAGUUCGGCCUUAUCAACUAUGAGAGCCGCUACCUGACAGCCGAGGCCUUUGGCUUUAAGGUAAAUGCUUCAGGCGUCAGCAUGAAGAAGAAACAGAUCUGGACCCUAGAACAGGAUGAGAAAGAUGGCCAGGUCGUUUUCCUCCGUAGUCAUCUGGGACGCUAUCUGGCUUCUGACAAAGAUGGGAAGGUCACAUGUGGGACAGAGAAGCCUGACCCUGACAGUCGUUUCCUUAUUGUGCCUCAAUCUGAUGGGCGCUGGGCUCUGCAAUCAGAGCCUUACCUGCGUUACUUUGGAGGCUCGGCUGACUACCUGUCCUGCUUUGCCCAAGCCAUUGGUGAACAAGAGCUGUGGGCUGUUCAUUUGGCUUUACAUCCGCAGGCCAGCUUGCUCAGUGUGGCACGUAAGCGCUAUGCCCAUCUGUCUGCUUCAGAUGGAGAGAUCUCAGUGGACAGUAAUAUUCCCUGGGGAGUUCACUCCCUGGUCACCUUGGUAUACCUCGAUGGCAAGUACAGCCUGAAGACCUGUGACAGUCGUUUCCUCAGCAAUGAUGGCAAACUGGUGAAACACAACACCAACAAUACAAGCUUUACACUGGAGCUGAAAUCUGGCAAGCUGGCUUUUAAGGACAGUGACGGGAAAUAUCUGACCCCAGUGGGUCCCACAGGGACGCUGCGGUCCGGCCGAUGCUCCAAGCCUGGAAAAGAUGAGCUGUUUGAUCUUGAAGAGAGUCAUCCACAAGUAGUUUUUCAAGCUGCCAACAAAAGAUUUGUCUCUGUCAAACAAGGAGUGAGCAUUUCCGCCAAUCAGGAUGUAGAAACAGACAUGGAGACCUUCCAGAUGGAGAUUGAUAAGGAGAGCAAAAAGUCUAUGUUCCGGACCAAUGGGGGAUCUUACUGGACUCUAGUGACUCACGGAGAGAUACAGUCCACUGCCACAGAAGUGGAGGUCAACACAAUGUUUGACAUAGAGUGGCGAGGACAAAGGGUUGCACUCAGAGCAAGUAAUGGGAAGUAUGUCUGUACAAAGAAGAAUGGACAGCUCUCAGCAGUCAGCGACAUAGUGGGUGAUGAUGAAUUAUUCCUGAUGAAACUCAUCAACCGCCCUAUGUUGAUCCUUCGUGGAGAAAACGGCUUUGUGUGUCACCACAAGAACUCCAAUACUCUGAACGCAAAUCGAUCAGUCUAUGACAUUUUCUCAUUGAUUUUCAAUGAUGGCGCCUACAAUGUAAAAAGUGUAAAUGGAAAGUUCUGGUUCGUUUCUAGCAAUGGCCUAGUGUGCUCGGAUGGAGAAAAACCAGAAGACUUUUUCCUUGAGUUCCUGGAACAUGGACGCGUCGCCAUUAAGAGCUCUGAUGGCAAGUACCUUCGUGGAGACCAAGGAGGUACACUUAUGGGUGAUGGUACAAAUGUUGAUGCAUCUUCGCUUUGGGAGUAUUGAUCAUUUUCAAUCAGGGUCCUCAAAGAGGGAGCAGAAAGGUGGGGUGUAGGACCUGCUUUCAUCAGCUCAAAUGAAACGGACUGACUGGGUAACAUGUUUCCUGUUAUUUUUACUAGCAGGCCAGGUGCCCGAUCCAAUUUUUGUUGUUGUUACUUUUUAACACUCAGGGCGAUAUGUGUGUUAUUUUUUGUGAACGUUAAAUGCCAACAUCAAACAACACAUACUGGUUAAAACAUGUAAUUUCACAAAUCCAGAACAAGAAAGCAGCUGUAUCAAUUCUUCAGACUUUUUGUUUAGUACAUAGGAUAACUGACAACGAAAUAUCUUUGAUGGCAGACAUAUGUAAGUGUUGCUGCCUCUGCUUGUUGCUGCCUUUAACGCAGUUCUCAGUUUAGGCUAUUCAGAAAGCUUGGCCGAUAAUUAAUUCUGUCGAAUUCACCUGGUAAAAAACACCCAAUAUCACUGAAUGCUGGAAAAACCUUUGAAGAUUUCUCUGUGUACACAAAUGAAAAUUAGACAAUGUAGGAUCAGUGUGACUGCAUUGUUAGGUGUGCUGUCUUUAAAGGGAUACUCACUUAUAUUGGUUUAGACCUUAGUCAAAUAUUUGUAUUAGUAUCUUUCUUUUGUUAUUCCUGUCAACAAUCCCCCUGCGUUUUUUAAAUUAUUUCAAUAUUUUGACAUGUUUUACUAGAGACUUGUGGGCAUUUUGAGCAACGGUAAUGCACCACCGUCUUCAAAAACAACUAAUGGCUGGUGCCAAUGGUGGUUUGAUUUAUCUAAAUGGACAGCUCUAUUAGAGAAAAAUAUGGAGUGUAAUGGAGCAAAUAGCAUCACAAAGCAUCACUUCAAACACUGAAAUAUGUGUUUGUGUAACAUAGAGAUACAGAGAGUGGACAUCUACAGGAGUAGAGGAUAUCAGUAGAAUUUUCACAUAUCCGAAUCGGAGAAAAGCAAAAUACCAAAGGGGGAGCACAUAUAAAGCAUUUGAUGGACUAUACAUCAUUUUUAAUGUACCAGGUACGAACACAGAAAGUGCUUCUCUGAUGUUCUGCCUAGGGGCCUUAAACUAUACUGCACUCUACAUCCCUUUAUACACGGUUCUGUGUUCAGAGUUGGGAGAUAAGAUUAGAACAUUUUAUGGAAUAGAUAACAUACAUAUUUGAAAACAAAUGCAAAGGUUUCUUACGGGAAUAAAUAAGGCCUUUACAGCUGUGACAUAAUGACAUAAUGCUAUUAUAUUUGAUGUGUCAAAAUAAUGAUUGUUUGUUUUCUGUCAGUUUGACCACAAUUCGAUGUAUAACCUGAAUAUGUAUUCAUCCUGUAGAUUUGUGUCAGCUAUCCCCCGAAAGAAAUACAAUUUGCACUACUUCAAGUAUAAAGUCUCAAUAUUUUUGUCAUGUGUGCAAUUUGCAAACAUUACAGAGACAUUUUUAGCAGGGCUUAAAAGGCUUAGUCACCCAUGCAACCUGCACCAGCUCACAGAACCCUCCAGACAUCUUUUAGAAAGUAUUAAGAAAUAGAUAUAUAUCCACACAGUAGAAAUGUAUUGUUGAACUGUCUUUGAAUGUGCAGAUUUUUUUGAAAACGAU
Molecule: messenger RNA, 3619 nt
Organism: Eleginops maclovinus (Patagonian blennie)
Lineage: Eukaryota; Metazoa; Chordata; Actinopteri; Perciformes; Eleginopidae
Gene: fscn2a
Product: fascin actin-bundling protein 2a, retinal
Exons: 5
Coding region: 555-2030 (491 amino acids)
Biological process (GO): actin filament bundle assembly; cell migration; establishment or maintenance of cell polarity
Cellular component (GO): cytoplasm; actin cytoskeleton
Molecular function (GO): actin filament binding; protein-macromolecule adaptor activity
Source: RefSeq, a predicted model, not a curated record